Messenger RNA from Sus scrofa (pig), 3438 nucleotides. Lineage: Eukaryota; Metazoa; Chordata; Mammalia; Artiodactyla; Suidae. The record is from RefSeq and is a predicted model, not a curated record.
UUAAAAAAAAAUAAAAAUAAAAAUGGCUACCCACCAAGAAGUCUUGUUCUUUUUUCCUUAGCAAUUAUCACUUUGAGCAAAGUCUUUUUUACUGUCUUUCUGUCAGUGGAAUGUAAGGAUUCUAAAAGUAAGGAUUUUUGUCUCUUUUAUUCACUGAUAUAUCCCAAGGACCUUGGCACAUAGUACAUGCUCAAUAAAUAUUUGUUUGACUAUGUUAAAGAACCUGACCCCCCUAUUCCAAGAACACCACCUACUUACAGGUGAUUCCUGAAAACAAAAACAAUGACUCAGUUUUCCAGGGCUUCCCACCCACAGUUAGUGAUGCUUCACUUCCUCAAUGUCUCAGUUCUUCUGAGUCUCAUAUGCUAAGCUCACUGGAGCCCCGGGAGCAGCUCUCACCCAGGCUCUCCACUCAGCCAUAAUUGCCGCAACGAACAGGGACUACAAGGGAGAGGAAGUUCUAGGCCGCAUGUGGAGCAGCACCACUACCAACAGCAUUUUCCAAUUUGGACAAUGGUCAAGCAUUACAAUUUUUUGGCCACAUCCAUGGCAUAUUGAAGUUCCUGGGCCAGGGAUGAACCCAUGCCACAGCAGUGACAAUGGCAGAUCCUUAAGCUGCUGCGCCACCAGCCAUCCUUACUCUUAGUAAAGGAAAGAGUGAAGGAUGAGAGGUGCUGGGUGUCAUCUCCAGGUAAAGCCAGGUGACCUUGCUUGUCCCCUGGAACUGCAGGAACCCAGAGGGAUCAUUAUGAAAUAGCUGAGUUAUGAAUCAUGACUGUGAUGACUCGUCCACUUCCUUUGUUUCCUCCAGCUCCUUCAAGAAAUGAGCAGUAAGUCCUGAUAACAAGAAGCCAUACAAAGUAACUUUCUAGGUUAUUCCUGCUAUAGCUCAGGCCAGAAAAAAGCAGUCCUUACCACCACAGUGAUUGGCUCUUCCCAGAAUCAGAACCAGAGGUGUAUCUAAGAGAUAAUAAAUGACAACUCCCCCUGAAAUUCAUUUUGGGUUUAUACGUGGGUUAGGUGCUUUAUUAGAGUCAUUAAAACCAUGUGGCUAGGGGCCAGAGCUAGUCUUUGAGUGGGAGGAUUAAUGCUUCCUCAUUGCUGAAGAUGUUUAGGCAGGUGUCCUAGCUCCAUAGGUAUCCACUUAUUUGGAACAUGUAAGUUGAGAGGCAUGACCCUGAUUCAUUUCCUAAUCCAGGCUGUUCCCCAGCCUUCCCCCAAACAGAAGCAACACAGGCCAGGCAAACUCAUAAGAAGUUAGUUGUUGAGAAGAGGCCCUCAGAAAUCCAAGGCCCAGUGGUGAGCAGGUGUGUCCCAAGGAGCAGGAGCCACAGCAGGAGGACUCAGUGAGCAGGUGAGACACAAUGGCAUGUGGGUGAGUAGAGAGGAAAGAGAAGGGAUGCGUUCUGGCAGAUAAGAGGACACUCAGGUGGGUGACAACAUGGACAAGGGAGGGACGCAAUGUCAAGGGGAUGAGGACACACAUGGGGAGAGAAGAGAGAGAUCCUGGGGGAUGGAGGCAUAAAGUGGGGAUAUGGACAAAAGGGUGAUGAAGUCAUGGAGGGGACGAGACACAGCGAAAGGGGUAGGAGCAUAGGGACACAAAGGGAUAGGAUUUGAGGGAGAGGAGAUGGAACAAGGCGUGGGAGGCAAGAGGGACAGAAUGAAGGAGGAUGAGGUUACAAGAUGAGGGCGGUGGGGCCAUACAGUUGGUGGUAGCCCAUAGCAUUUGUGGGCACACAGAGGGAAAGGAAGGGACAAGACAUAGGGUGAGGGAUGAAGAAGACCGUAGAGGAGGGAGACUGGUGAUUAGCUAGAAGGAGCAGACUUAGGCAGGCUAAUUUCCCCCUUCCUGCUCUCUGUCCCCAGAGACCCCAGCCCUCUGUUCUGACGGUUUCCCCUAGGAGAGAUGGCACCAGCCAGAGCAGGAUUCUGCCCUCUGCUGCUGCUCCUGCUCCUGGGGCAGUGGGUGGCCAAGGACCCAGUCAGUGCCAAGCCCAGACAUAUGACUUCAGCUCAGUGGUUUGAAACCCAGCACGUGCAGCCCAGACCUCAGGGAUGCAACACUGCGAUGGGUGCCAUCAACAAGUACUCAAAACGCUGCAAAGCCCUCAACACCUUCCUGCAUGAAUCCUUCUCCAGCGUGGCCACCACUUGUCAGACCUCCAUCAUAGCCUGCAAGAAUGGCCAUGAAAACUGCCAUCAGAGCCAGAAGCCUGUAUCCCUGACCACGUGUAAGCUUACCUCGGGGAGGUACCCAGACUGCAGGUACAAAGAGAAGCAACUGGUUGCUCCUUAUAUUGUAGCCUGUGAACCUCCCCAGAAAGAGGACUCUGGGAAACUCCAGCUGGUUCCUGUCCACUUGGACAAAGUCCUUUAGGUUUCUAGCCUUCUUCGUGCUUGGGCCAUGCCUUAAUUCCCUCUCCAGGACUCUGGAUCACUCUUAUGCCCAGAAGGUUCCCUUCUGACAUCUCUUGGGGCCCUUCUUAGCUCAGGCUCCUCUGAGGGGUGUGGAGGGUUGAGGCUGAUACCUUAGUCGUCUAAGCUCCAGAAGAGAUGGUGUUUCAACUCUUUGUUGCUGUUUUCCCAGGAGCUUACCCCCAGGAAGCUUAGGGGUGUGGGUUCCUUGGUCUGUGCCUCACACAUCUCUCCCCUGCCCCCUCUUCUCAUGGCACCAUGACAAGAAAAGGAAAGAAAUGGAAAAGGAGUGUGUGGGAUUUAUGGAAAGAGUUAUGGCUGUCCCUAAACCAGGCCCCUUUCCCAGCUGUGAUGUGGUCGUGAAGUGGCCCGAGUUCAGAGAGGCAACCAGAAGGAAAGACGGCCAAGAGUCACCUCUUCAUAUUGACACAGCAUUUUACACCUUUCCCCCUGUGUCCUUUGAGACAUAGACUUGACAGGGAUCCCUUGCCUUCUUUGCAGAUGAGGACGUUGAGACUUCAGAAAGCUUGAUUAAUUAAAAAGCUUGUCAAGUUGUUAGUAGCAGAACCUGGACUUGAAACCAGGUCUCCUGCCUCUAAAUACUUUCUUUACUGCUGGGCAAAAAAGGGGGAGACUUCUGCAGGGGCCAGAGGGAAACUAGGUAAGAGUUCAUCCGUGAAGAAAUGUACUGAGAGCUCUGAAGAGCUGGUUACCCUGUGUUGGCUGCAGGAAAGGUCAUUGGCUCUGUAGCCAAGGGACUAUUUAUGAGGUGCCCCGGGGAUCUUAAUUCACUCCCCACCCCCCGACCCCCACCUCUCAGCCCUCCUCCUUCACUAGCCCACUGCUCCCCCGCCCUGGGCCCCAGACUUGACUCUGGCUUGACAGUCUAGGACUGAAGGCCUAGUGUCAGGGGAGUGUCCCAGCUUUAUCCCCCUGCUCCAGGAUCACAUUUCCCUUGACCUCAAGGGACUUCCGUGGCUCAGUGCCUGCUUGUCACAAACAAGCUGGUGGGAGCUGCCA